This is a messenger RNA of Contarinia nasturtii (swede midge), 3044 nucleotides long. It is a transcript of the gene Lon, whose product is annotated as lon protease homolog, mitochondrial. Gene Ontology annotation, cellular component: mitochondrial matrix. Gene Ontology annotation, molecular function: ATP-dependent peptidase activity; serine-type endopeptidase activity; single-stranded DNA binding. The record is from RefSeq and is a predicted model, not a curated record. Gene Ontology annotation, biological process: protein quality control for misfolded or incompletely synthesized proteins; protein catabolic process; chaperone-mediated protein complex assembly. Lineage: Eukaryota; Metazoa; Arthropoda; Insecta; Diptera; Cecidomyiidae. Bases 116 to 2977 code for a protein of 953 amino acids. The transcript has 6 exons.
AAAUGCAAUUUGUAUACAUCAGAUUAUUCAAGAAGCCUCAUUGAAUUGACGGAGACCCGUGUUUUUCCGUAUUUCUUCAAUUUUAUCAACCGUCAUUUAAUUGAUUUCAAAUAAAAUGAGUCGAAUUUGUGCGGUGCCGUUGAUGUUACGGCAGUAUAUGGCCAAGAAUUUGCGUGUCAAUGCAUUUAAUCGAAAUUUGUGUUAUUCGUCGCGAUUUUCAUCGCAAAACCUAACCUCAAAUCCACAAAGUGAAUUUCACAAUCGAAAAGCAAUCGGAAUCAUUUCGUUUGGUGAUCGAUUCCAAAGCAACCUGCUUGCGCAAACAAACAAUUGGAAUAAUUCAUGGCGUAACUAUUCGGCACAAACGCCACCAGAUGGAAAUAAUAAUUCAGCGUCGUCUGGUGGUUUUGAUGACGAUCAUAUGUUCGAAAGUGAUAAUUUCAACCUAUUUUCGGAGGAUGAGAGCGAUGACGACGAGGUAUUUUUAAAUGAUAAGAAAGGUGUUCCCUCAACGACCACUGUUCCAGAAUUUUAUCCAAGAGUACCUCUAAUUGCAACAACGUAUCCCGUUUUUCCGAAAUUUAUGAAAGUGUUCGAAAUCACCGAUCCGAAAUUGAUAAAAUUACUUGAAUGGAAAUUGUCAAUGGGCGAACCGUAUGCCGGUGUAUUUGUGCGAAAAAACCAAGAAGGCAACACAGUUUCCGAGGUGAAAGAUCUAAAUGAAUGCUAUCCUACUGGCACUUUUGUGAAAAUCACCGAAGUCAGUCGUCGCGAAAAUUCUUUACAAUUUGUAGCCAUUGCAUAUCGACGCAUUCAAUUUGAGAAGCAAUUGAAACAUGAACGAAUAGCAAAUCCGCCGACAAGCAAACAAGAUCGCAAACAAUAUCGUCAAAUUCAAAAUAUGCUUAACAAUUCUGAAUCGAAUAUUCUGAUGGUACAAGUAAAAAAUAUGUCAGAAGAACAACCGGAUUUAAAUUCCGACGAAUACAAAGCGACUACAAUGGAAAUUGUGAAAACGGUUCGCGAUAUUAUUUUAUCUAAUUCACUUAUUCGUGAGAAUCUACAACAAUUAUUGGGCAAUAAUUUGCGAGUGAAUGAUAAUCCAUCAUAUUUAGCCGAUCUUGCGGCAUCUAUAACCUCGUCGAAAGUUGAGGAACUGCAAGAGAUUAUGGAGGAAAAAAAUGUGUUUACUCGCAUGAAAACUGCACUUAAUUUAUUGAUUAAAGAGAAGCAACUAUUGGAUUUACAACAGAAAAUUGGCAGAGAUGUUGAAGAUAAAGUCAGACAACAGCAUAAACAGUUUAUGUUGCGCGAACAACUGAAAGUUAUAAAACGGGAAUUGGGAUUGGAAAAAGACGAUAAAGAUGCGCUGGCCGAAAAAUAUGAAAAACUUUUGGAAACUAAAGUUGUACCGGAAGCCGUUAAAACUGUUAUCGAUGAUGAAAUAAAAAAACUCGCCUAUUUGGAGAACAAUAGUUCAGAAUUCACAAUAACUCGAAAUUAUCUGGAAUGGUUGACGGAAUUGCCGUGGGGUAUUCGAAGUGAAGACAAUUUAAAUUUGGAAUCGGCCGAAAAAAUAUUAGAAGAAGAUCACUACGGUAUGGAAGAGAUUAAGAAACGUAUUUUGGAAUUUAUCGCUGUAAGCCAAUUGAAAGGAUCAACACAAGGCAAAAUCCUAUGUUUCCACGGACCACCUGGUGUCGGAAAGACUUCAAUUGCCAAAUCCAUUGCGAGAGCGUUAGGUCGAGAAUAUUUCAGAUUCAGUGUGGGUGGAAUGUACGAUGUGGCAGAAAUCAAAGGUCAUCGUCGAACAUAUGUCGGAUCAAUGCCUGGUAAACUUAUUCAAUGUUUAAAGAAAACAAAAACCGAAAAUCCAUUGAUUUUGAUUGAUGAAAUCGACAAAAUGAGCAGUCGUUCACACCAAGGUGACCCAUCAUCUGCAAUGCUGGAGCUUCUGGACCCAGAACAAAAUUGCAAUUUUCUUGAUCACUUUUUGGAUGUACCGGUCGAUUUGUCGAAGGUCCUAUUCAUUUGUACGGCCAACGUCAUCGAUACGAUACCAGAUCCCCUCCGCGAUCGAAUGGAAUUGAUUGAAAUGUCCGGCUACGUUGGCCAAGAAAAGGUAGCUAUUGCAAAACAAUACCUUAUUCCAAAUGCACGAAAAGAAAGCGGAUUGAAUGACGAACAAAUUCAAAUUGAAGAGAAGGCAUUGUGGACUCUGAUUAAGAGCUAUUGCAGAGAAUCUGGUGUUCGUAAUUUGCAGAAGCACGUUGAAAAGAUAAUUCGUAAAGUGGCCUAUAAAAUUGUCAAAAAAGAGGCAGAUACAUUGGCCAUUAGUUCGGAGAAUUUAAGUGAUUUCGUUGGCAAGCCCAUAUUCACACACGAUCGAAUCUAUGAAGAUACACCUCCGGGUGUUGUGAUGGGUUUGGCAUGGACAGCAAUGGGAGGUUCAACGCUAUUCAUUGAAACGGCCAAACGAAAAAUCAUGAAGACAGUGGCAAGUGAUGAGAAAAAAUCAGAAAAUGGUACACUCACUGUAACAGGACAUUUAGGUGACGUAAUGAAGGAAUCAUCACAAAUCGCCUUAACCGUAGCACGAAAUUUUAUGCAACAAAUCGAUCCAAGCAACGACUUCUUGGAAUCAAAUCACAUUCAUUUACAUGUACCCGAAGGAGCCACCAAAAAAGACGGCCCAUCGGCUGGCAUUACAAUUGUCACAGCUCUCACAUCGCUGGCCAUGAACAAAGCAAUUCGCCAAAACAUUGCGAUGACCGGUGAAAUUUCGUUAACGGGAAAAGUACUUCCGGUGGGUGGUAUAAAAGAGAAAAUUAUUGCAUCAAAACGGGUCGGUGUGCAUUGUGUUAUAUUGCCCGAAGAUAAUCGUAAAGACUACGCUGAAUUGCCCGAUUUCAUAACAAAAGAUUUAGAAGUUCAUUUUGUUAAAGACUAUUCCGAUGUGUACAAUAUUGUAUUUUAAAUUUAGUUCACGUAUUUCCAUAGUUCUUGAAAAAUAAACAUUUAAUGAUCUGUUUUGCAAGCAUUUA